Molecule: messenger RNA, 430 nt
Organism: Saprolegnia parasitica CBS 223.65
Lineage: Eukaryota; Oomycota; Saprolegniomycetes; Saprolegniales; Saprolegniaceae
Exons: 4
Coding region: 1-402 (133 amino acids)
Source: RefSeq, a predicted model, not a curated record
AUGGCGGCGAAGUGCGUCGACUGCGGGCGGCGAACGGUCAAGGGCAAGCGCCGACGGCUCUUGCCCAACAUGUGCGAGCGGUCGACACGGCUGCCCCAGCACCACAAGUGCCGGUCGGCGACCAUGACAUCGCCGCCGCCCAAGCUCCACAAGCGCCGGCGACGCCAGUCGGCGACCAAGACACAGCCGCUGCAAAUCGUUGCCGCAGAUCCGCAAGUGCCCGAGACGCAUGUAGCCGACGCGGUUCCGUCUCCAUUAGUGCAAGUGGCCGUCGACGUGCAAGUGACCGUCGACGUGCAAGUGAGCGUCGACGAGCAAGACGCCGCUGUAGCACUUGUGCAGAUGGCGUACCCCCAUCAUUACAGGCUCCCGGAAGCACGAGCUCCAACCCCGAUGGUUUAGCAAUCUCAAAGCAAUGCCCUUAGUAUGC